CAUUACCUAGCUAGAGUUUCCAUUGAGAAACAGUGACUUUGGUGUUGGGGGAGAGAGUUGAGAGAGACAGACUUAUAAUUGUCGUACUUGAUUUUUUUGUAGUGGAGAGAUGGCCUUGCACUUGACAUGGGUGUUCGGUUUUGGUCUUUUAGGAAACAUCACCUCUUGUUCGGUCUGCCUUUCUCCUCUGCCAACAUUUUAUCAAAUUUGCAAGAAGAAGACAAGCGAAGGGUUCCAAUCUAUCCCUUAUGUGAUUGCUCUAUUUAAUGCUAUGCUUUGGCUCUUCUAUGCGAUUUUCAAGAAGGAUACCAUCCUUCUACUCGCCAUCAAUUCUUUUGCCUUUUUUAUGGCGAUAGGUUACAUUGUUGUGUAACUUUUUUUUGCCACAAAGAAGGAUAAAAUUCUGACUUUCAAACUUCUCCUGCUGUUCAAUGUUUUUGGGUUCGGUCUCGUCUGUCUACUAACUCUCUUCCUAACACAAGGCCACAAACGUGUCCAAGUUCUUGGAUGGAUUUGCAUGAUAUUUUCUUUAUGCGUUUUUGUUGCACCUCUUUUCAUUGUAAGAAAAGUUAUAAAAACAAAGAGCGUGGAGUUCAUGCCUUUUCUGUCAUUUUUCUUAACUUUGAGUGCACUCAUGUGGUUCUCCUAUGGCUAUCUAAAGAAAGAUCAAUUUGUUGCUAUUCCAAACAUACUAGGCUUUAUCUUCGGUCUUCUCCAGAUGCCACUUUAUAUGAUCUAUAGGAACCCCGAGAAAGUAAUAUCUGAACAUGUUUUGGUUGAAAAGUUGGGCCCAACAAUCUGUUCCGAGAUAACUAUAGUGAUUCCAAAGCUGAAUGAUGGUGGAAACGGAUUUGUUAAUGAUCAAAAUGCAAAGGGACAGGCCAUGAAAAUCAUGAAAGCCAUAGAUGUCGUAAACAAACUUUAGCAGCUUUACUGGGGUGUUAUUAUAAUUUGCAUGUAACUGUAUAUGUAUGUGGUCGUGCCUUCAUUUGUAAUUAGUUUCCAUUUAGGUAAUUUGUCCUUGUGUAAUUAAGGCUUCAUGCCAUUGAUGUC
Populus euphratica (Euphrates poplar) is the source of this 1053-nucleotide messenger RNA. Its product is annotated as bidirectional sugar transporter SWEET10. The record is from RefSeq and is a predicted model, not a curated record. Gene Ontology annotation, biological process: carbohydrate transport. Gene Ontology annotation, cellular component: membrane. Gene Ontology annotation, molecular function: sugar transmembrane transporter activity. Lineage: Eukaryota; Viridiplantae; Streptophyta; Magnoliopsida; Malpighiales; Salicaceae.